This is a messenger RNA of Vigna umbellata (rice bean), 1453 nucleotides long. RefSeq names its product glutamate receptor 2.8-like. NCBI's taxonomy places the organism in Eukaryota, Viridiplantae, Streptophyta, Magnoliopsida, Fabales, Fabaceae. Gene Ontology annotation, molecular function: ligand-gated monoatomic ion channel activity. Gene Ontology annotation, cellular component: membrane. The record is from RefSeq and is a predicted model, not a curated record.
AUGGAGGGUAAGUGUUUUUUAUCUCUUUUCUCUUGUUUUUUACUUUUUUUGCUUGUUCUACUACAGGCGCCGACUGGAAAUGGAUCAAAUGAUAGAAUGAAUAAUGGAGAGAUAAAGUUAAUAGUAAGGAUACCCAUGAGCGAUUUCCCUCAGUUUGUGGAUAUAGUUUGGGAGCCUUCUCAGCAAAAGUACACGGCAUCUGGAUAUUGCAUGGAUGUUUUCAAUGCCGCUGUUACCUACUUACCCUUCAAUGUUUCUCUACGUGUUUUACCUGCUGUUGUUGACUCAAGCCAGGUUUAUAAAACACACCAUGCAAGUCCAAAACAAAUCUUAACAGAGAGCGAAGUUGUGGUAGGAGAUGUGACGAUCCUGGCCAACCGUUCGAAGUUUGUAGAUUUCACAGUACCAUAUAUUGCAUCAGGUGUUAAAAUGGUAGUACCAGUUAAACACGGGAGGGAUCAAACCAUGUGGACUUUUGUUAAACCCUUCAGUUGGGAUCUUUGGCUGAGCAUAAUCAUCAUCUCUACCUUCAUAGGGCUUGCCAUACUCAUCAUGGAAAGAAACGUGAACGCUCUGCCUAAUCAAGAGGGUUCUCCAAAUCAAAAAAAGCUUUGCCCUGCAACCAUCUUGUGGUUUCCAUUAUCACAAGCCAUUCUUCCUGAAAGAGAAGUAGUGGUAAAGAGCUGCUCAAGAUUUGUGCUGAUGGUUUGGCUUCUACUGGCGUUCGUCCUCAUGCAAAGUUACACUGCUAACUUGACUUCUAUAUUGACCUUAGAUCAACUGCGACCCAGUUUUCUGAACCUUAAUGAUAUAAGGAGAAGGGGUUACUACGUUGGAUACCAGUCUGAGUCUUUUGUUUACGAUGUCUUGAUUGACCAAUUUAAGUUUGACCCAUCCAAACUAAGGCCGUACAGAAACAUUGCCGAGUACCAUGAUGCUCUAGAGCUUGGAAGCCAAAAUGGGGGUGUUGCAGCUAUAUUCGACGAAGUUCCCUACCUUAAAAUUUACCUUCAAGAAUACGGAUCCAAUUACGUUAUGUCUGGCCCCGAAUAUAGAAAUGCUGGGUUUGGUUUUGUAUUCCCGUUAAAUUCCAAUCUCACGGCUUACUUUUCGACAGCAAUCCUGGAUGUGAUUGAAAGUGGAAUAAUGAAUGAGAUUGAGGAAAAAUAUUUUGGAAAGAAUUAUAUUGGAGGAGAAGUUUCGUCUGGAGAAAUAUCUUCUGAAACUCUCAGUCUCAGCUUUCAUAGCUUCUCUGGGCUUUUCUUUAUUUCUGGGAUUUCUACUUUGUUAGCGUUAUUGGUUUCAGAAAGAUUUAUUUGGCAAAGGCUCAUUUUGAUGGCUAAAGCAUUGACUGAGAUUAUGUCCCCAAUUCCUCUUUUCAAGAAGAAAACACGUACUCAUCCAAUUCAUGAUUCUACUCAUGGAACGGAGGCUUAAGACCUUGUCGAAGAUA